This is a messenger RNA of Molossus molossus (Pallas's mastiff bat), 876 nucleotides long. RefSeq names its product hemoglobin subunit zeta. The record is from RefSeq and is a predicted model, not a curated record. Gene Ontology annotation, cellular component: hemoglobin complex; haptoglobin-hemoglobin complex; blood microparticle. Bases 419 to 847 code for a protein of 142 amino acids. Gene Ontology annotation, molecular function: oxygen binding; iron ion binding; organic acid binding. Gene Ontology annotation, biological process: oxygen transport; hydrogen peroxide catabolic process. The transcript has 6 exons. Lineage: Eukaryota; Metazoa; Chordata; Mammalia; Chiroptera; Molossidae.
CAACACACUGCCCAGAGAGGAGAGCCUGCCUGCAACAUCUUGGGUGGGGCUGGGGCUGCUUCUACUGCCCAUCCCACAGGAACUAUUGAUGUUGACAGGAAGAAACUUUUAAGAUGUGCAAGACACGCAGACCCACUGAUAUGAUAUGAACAUAGGAUGCCCAGGACUGGAUGCCAUGGAGUAGGGAUGGCUGUGGUGCAGGCUGCAGACAUGGAUGAAAUGUUAGCAAUAGAGGCCUUGGACUGUUGAAUUAUGAGCGAUUUCCCUCCUGCUCCUUUUUACUUUUCUGCACGUUACGAACAGUACUCUAUAAGUAGGCAGCGACUGUAUGAUCAGGGAAAGGAAAAAGGUGGACCCUGGAGGCUGAGCACCACAGAGGCCAGUCCUGAACACACCCAGCUCCAGCUCAGACACCGCCAUGUCUCUGACCAAGGCCGAGAGGACCAUCAUCAUGUCCAUGUGGGGCAAGAUCUCUCCACAAGCAGAUGCCAUUGGCACUGAGACCCUGGAGAGGCUCUUCGCCAGCUACCCCCAGACCAAGACCUACUUCCCACACUUCGACCUGCACCCCGGCUCUGCGCAUCUGCGCUCGCACGGCUCCAAGGUGGUGGCCGCCGUGGGAGACGCGGUCAAGAACAUUGACAACAUCUCCGGGGCCCUGUCCAAGCUGAGCGAGCUGCACGCCUACAUCCUGCGCGUGGACCCGGUCAACUUCAAGCUCCUGUCCCACUGUCUGCUGGUCACGAUGGCCUCGCACUUCCCCGUGGACUUCACGGCUGACGCCCAUGCUGCCUGGGACAAGUUCCUGUCCGUCGUGUCCAGCGUCCUGACCGAGAAGUACCGCUGAGAGCAGCCGAGGGACCCCGGAGAACAGGC